This is a messenger RNA of Peronospora farinosa, 720 nucleotides long. The record is from the annotation of a GenBank genome assembly. Lineage: Eukaryota; Oomycota; Peronosporomycetes; Peronosporales; Peronosporaceae.
AUGACGGUAUUUGAUGGAUAUUAUGACGAUUAUCAACAUGCUCAGCAAGAGGCAUUGGAAGCUAUUGAUGAAUACAAACACACUUUGAAUUCCGUUGAUCGGGAACAAUUGGCCGUGACUGCAAAAAAUAAUGUUGAUGAAGUGGAACGAUAUAUUCGUAUAUUGGAAAAUGAAGCCAAGACCUUGUCGUCUCUUACUGAAAAAAGAAAAAUGAUGGAAACAGUGUAUCACUGUAAAACCAAAUGGAUGGGAUUAAAAGCUUCAUUGGAAAAGGAAAUGUUGGUGGGUGAUGUUCGAGGAAACAAUUUGCCCAUUUCGUCAUCUGAUGCGACGACGACAGAGCAAUUAGAAAGCUGUGCCGAACGCAUUGAUAGAACUGGACGUCAUUUAGAUGAUGCACAGCGCACCCUUGCCCAGACAGAAGCGAUCGCGGAGAACGUUUCAAACAACUUGUUACAGCAACGGAAUCAAUUGGAACAUACUGAGCUGAAUAUCGCACAAACGCAAGAUGAAACUGAGGAGGCUAAAGGCUAUAUUCGUUCGAUGGCAUUUAAAGCGUGCACAAGUCGAAUUCUCUUGUUCCUGGUGAUGUUGGCGCUCGUGGCUGCCAUCGUUUUGGUCUCGUACUUCAAGUGGUAUCCACGCAACCAAACGGAUCACUUGGGAAUCUUGCCUAACUCCAACACGACCAACUCUACUACUGGCGCAGCUUCUCAGUGA